UGUUCGUGUCUGUCAAUGUCUGUCUGUUUGUUGUUGCGUUGUUCUAGUCGGUCCGUGUCCGUGUUGUUUUGUUUUUCGUAUUGUUUUCUGUUGCCAUGCUGUGGGUGUCCUUUGUCUGGUGUUUGUAUUGUUUUUAUUGACGGCGUUGUUCCUGUUGUUUGGCUCCAGGCAUCAAGGACCACUCGUUCGGACGAGGACAGUGACCUUGGAUGGGACGCCUGGGGGUUGUGGAGUGACUGCUCGCGGACCUGCGGAGGGGGGGCGUCCUACUCACUGCGCCGCUGCCUCAACGGAGGAAACUGCGAGGGCAAAAACAUCCGCUACAAGACCUGCAGCAGUACGGACUGUCCGGCCGAUUCCGGCGACUUCCGCGCCCAGCAGUGCUCGGCCCACAACGACGUCAAGUACCAGGGCUCGGCGCGCGACUGGGUGCCAGUGACCUAUGACCCCUCAGCACCCUGCGCCCUCCGCUGCCAGGCCAAGGGCAGUAGCGGCAGCCUGGUGGUGGAGCUGGCGCCCAAGGUCCUGGACGGGACGCGGUGCCAGGCCGGCGCCCCGGACAUGUGCAUCAGCGGCGUUUGUCAGGAGGUGGGCUGUGACCGGCAGCUAGGCAGCGGCGCCAAAGAGGACAACUGUGGCGUGUGUGGAGGAGACGAGUCUACCUGUCAGCUGGUGCGCGGUCAGGCUCUACCGCACAUGUCCUCCGAAGAACACUAG
Messenger RNA from Gadus macrocephalus (Pacific cod), 717 nucleotides. Its product is annotated as ADAMTS-like protein 3. The coding region runs from base 16 to 717 and encodes 233 amino acids. Gene Ontology annotation, cellular component: extracellular matrix. Gene Ontology annotation, biological process: extracellular matrix organization. The transcript has 5 exons. Gene Ontology annotation, molecular function: metalloendopeptidase activity. The record is from RefSeq and is a predicted model, not a curated record. NCBI's taxonomy places the organism in Eukaryota, Metazoa, Chordata, Actinopteri, Gadiformes, Gadidae.